CUAUCCGCUAUCCUCUCAAGCCUCUUUCGAAGGGGCAGCAGAACUGAGUCCACAGGCGACGGCGAUCAUUAAAUCUGGGGGAAGGUGAAGUGAAAACCUUUAUGAAUAUUUAAAGGAGAAUAUAAGCAGUCGACGAGCUCUUCUCAUUCUGCCUGUGUCAUUUCAAAAAAGAAGUCCGGACCAGGAAUUGUAGCUCCUGUCAACUGCCAAACAACCAACACCAACACUUCCUGAACCUGAAAAAUGGCAUCCCCCCUAACCCGAACCCUCGCCCGCCUCCGGUCACCAACCUACCCAAACACUGGCUCCGUCGCGCGCGACCACCUAGCCUCGGAGCGGACAUUCCUAGCCUGGAUUCGGACGGGGCUGGGCUUCGUGGCCCUCGGCAUUGCCAUCGAACGCUUCUCUCAGCUUGACCUGUCCGAGCUACUGCACCCCCAAUCGUCACCAACAACGACGGCAACGGCAACAGCAACAGCAGCAUCAUCUUCUCAGAACCAGCGAGCCCAGAGUCAGCAGGACAGAGACCAGACCAGAGCCCUAGUGGGUCCCCUGCUCGGCCUUGGGUCCGGCAGCAUCGUCUACGGUGCCGCCCGUUACUUUUCCAACCUCGUAAUGUUAGAGAGGGGACUGUUUAGACCUGCCUACUACGGAGUCGCCGUCCUUGCCGCCGGCGUGGCGGGCUUGUCAGGGGGGCUUUAUGGAAACGUUGUGAGGAUAGGCAGGAGGAAUCGGGAGGAGGCGGAGUGACGAGCGUUCUUUUUUCCUUCCUGGCUUGGGUUUCCUUUUUAUUUUCACAUUGUUUCUUUUUUUGUGCUUACCCUACCCGACUUUCUUUUGCUGGAUUUUGACCGAAGGUACACCGGGCAGUGUAUCGGUCGUUGCAGAGACAGCAAUAUAUAGUAUUUUUUGUGCAUGGCUGACUUAGGCGCUAUUGAAGUCUUUCACCUUGACCGAUGCAUCAGAACUGAGGUUUUCUGUUGUUCAA
Messenger RNA from Pyricularia oryzae 70-15, 988 nucleotides. RefSeq lists its product as uncharacterized. The transcript has a single exon. Lineage: Eukaryota; Fungi; Ascomycota; Sordariomycetes; Magnaporthales; Pyriculariaceae. The coding region runs from base 244 to 750 and encodes 168 amino acids. The record is from RefSeq and is a predicted model, not a curated record.